UGUUAGCUUAGCACUUUUUUAGCUCUAGGAAAUGGCAUUUUUCGAAGCUUGUGGUUCGUCUAAACAUAAACGAUAAUCAUAUAAAUCGGCGAUUUGCCUCUCCCGGUGCCAAAGAUGGAAUUUGUCGCGAGCUCGCGCCCUUGUGGCGUUGGAGGUAUUGUGUGGUUGUUGCCCCCAGUGAUGACUGUAUUGAACCCCGCACGUCCUGAUUAAACUGGUUGGAUGCCCCCAUUUAACAUCCAGCGUAGCUCUCAAACUUUAGAGGCCUCUCAACCAAUCUCGUUUAGAUUCAUCUGUCACCACCUUCCUGGAGGAAACCUGCCAGGACAUUUCGAGAAGCUUCUCUGUAGAAUAUGUCUGGCCCUCUUCCAAGCCGCUCUCGAGUUUACCCCGAUGUAAACACACAGAGACCUCGGGAAUACUGGGAUUAUGAGUCCCAUGUUGUUGAAUGGGGAAACCAGGACGACUAUCAGCUAGUCAGAAAACUCGGUCGAGGCAAAUAUAGCGAGGUUUUUGAAGCUAUAAACAUCACAAACAAUGAAAAAGUGGUUGUCAAAAUACUAAAGCCGGUGAAAAAAAAGAAAAUCAAGAGAGAAAUUAAGAUCCUGGAGAACCUCCGGGGCGGCCCAAAUAUCAUCUCACUGUUAGAUAUUGUCAAGGAUCCCGUGUCCCGUACCCCUGCUCUGGUUUUUGAACAUGUGAACAACACAGACUUCAAGCAAUUGUAUCAAACCCUAUCUGACUUUGACAUACGGUUUUACAUGUAUGAAAUCUUAAAGGCUCUGGAUUACUGCCAUAGUAUGGGCAUUAUGCACAGAGAUGUGAAGCCACACAAUGUAAUGAUCGACCACGAACACAGAAAGCUCCGCUUAAUCGACUGGGGAUUGGCUGAGUUCUACCACCCGAACCAGGAAUACAACGUGCGUGUGGCCUCCAGGUACUUCAAAGGACCUGAACUACUGGUAGAUUACCAGAUGUAUGAUUACAGUCUUGACAUGUGGAGUUUGGGCUGCAUGUUGGCCAGCAUGAUCUUCCGAAAGGAACCUUUCUUUCACGGUCACGACAACUACGAUCAGCUUGUGCGAAUUGCAAAAGUCCUAGGAACGGAGGACCUGUAUGACUACAUUGACAAGUACAACAUUGAAUUGGAUCCGCGGUUCAAUGACAUUUUGGGAAGACACUCUCGUAAAAGGUGGGAGAGGUUUGUACACAGUGAGAACCAGCACCUGGUAAGCACAGAGGCUCUGGACUUCCUGGACAAACUGCUGCGCUAUGACCAUCAAGCCAGGCUGACAGCCAAAGAGGCCAUGGAUCAUCCAUACUUCUAUCCCAUCGUCAGAGAUCAGGGAAGGGGAGCCACUCCUGGAGGGAUGGCGGCCAGCUCAGCACCAGUCAGCUCCUCAAGUAUGAUGGCUGGCAUCAGCUCAAUGACCUCCUCACAGCCGCUGGCAAACAUCGCUGGAUCACCAGUCAUCUCCGCCCCCAACACUCUGGCCACACAAGUCCCUACAGCCACUGGGGCCCAGCCCUGAGGGACCCCUCGCCCAUCCUUGUUGCCCCUCGUCCCGUGUUUGUGUGUGCUCAUGGCCACAUCCUGCCUAGUUUUCACUGUGGCCCCCGCGCCACGGUUCCCCUUUUUAUGUCGACAAUAACAAAGAUGAUUUAAAUUGCUUUUCACAUUCAUUUAUAUUUUGACACCUGGACAUAGCAGAACAUGUAUUGUUACACCUGUCAGGAUUAUUAGAAUUAAUUUGGGUGUGUUGACAAUUCUAAUAAGAUGUAGACAUGAAGAGAAUGGAUAAUAAAAUUUAUUUUGUAUGUUCCAAAUA
Messenger RNA from Hippocampus zosterae (dwarf seahorse), 1829 nucleotides. RefSeq names its product casein kinase II subunit alpha-like. The record is from RefSeq and is a predicted model, not a curated record. The transcript has 15 exons. NCBI's taxonomy places the organism in Eukaryota, Metazoa, Chordata, Actinopteri, Syngnathiformes, Syngnathidae. Gene Ontology annotation, molecular function: ATP binding; protein serine/threonine kinase activity. Gene Ontology annotation, biological process: protein phosphorylation. Gene Ontology annotation, cellular component: nucleus; cytosol; protein kinase CK2 complex. The coding region runs from base 354 to 1532 and encodes 392 amino acids.